Messenger RNA from Oppiella nova, 651 nucleotides. Lineage: Eukaryota; Metazoa; Arthropoda; Arachnida; Sarcoptiformes; Oppiidae. The record is from the annotation of a GenBank genome assembly.
AGAAAGUUAAGAAAGACUUCAUUUUCACGACUAAAUCAAGAGAUGAAGAAUUUACUGCUCGUCGGACUCUGUCUUACCAUCUCAUGGUCUGUCAGCUCAGCCCAAACCUUGGAUGCAAUCAAUUUGCUGGCCUCAUGUGGCAGCGAGUGCUGGAAAGUGGAUCCCAAUAACCUGAACCCCGAGAAUGUGAACAUCAACCAUGAACCAUUUGAUAGCAAUGUGGUCCGGUGUAUGCAGGUUUGCUUCGCGACUAAGACCAAAAAACCGGACAACGAGGUCAACCUCCGACCGGCACAGAUCCAAAAGAUCAAGGUGUCGUCCUAUUGCGGACACAUCUGCUAUAAUAACAACAAAGCCUACAAAAAGUCCUUAGAUUUCUGUUACGCUGGUUGUUUGGGAACUAUACUCCAGCCUAAGGUUAAGGGACAACAGGGGGCCGCCGUCCAGUCUCAGGCCGUACCCCAGGCCGUAUCUCAGCCACAGUCCGUACCUCAGCCACAGGGCGUACCUCAGGCGCAGGGCGUACCUCAGGCACAGGGCGUACCUCAACCACAGUCCGUAUCCCAACCAAAGUCCGUACCUCAGACACAGCCACAGGGAGUAUUUCAGGCAUUGGCGUACGGGACACAACGUAAACCCGUCACAGGAUAA